AUGUUCAAAUUCCUCAAAGACGUUGUUGGCGGAUCUGGAACCGGCAUCAAAGAUCUCCCUUACAACAUCGGCGAACCUUAUCAUUCCGCUUGGGGUUCGUGGAUUCACCACCGCGGCACUUCCAAGGAUGACGGUUCACCGGUUUCGAUUUUUACUUUAUCUGGAAGUAAUGCUCAGGAUGGACAUUUAGCUGCGGGUCGAAAUGGAGUCAAGCGUCUACGAACUGUUAGGCAUCCAAAUAUUUUGUCGUUUCUUCAUAGUACCGAGAUCGAAACUUUUGAUGGUGGUUCUUCUAAGGUCACGAUAUAUAUUGUGACUGAACCUGUGAUGCCAUUGUCUGAUAAGGUUAAGGAGUUGGGACUUGAAAGUACACAAAGGGAUGAAUAUUAUGCUUGGGGACUGCUUCAGAUAUCGAAAGCCGUAAGCUUCUUAAAUAAUGAUUGUAAACUUGUUCAUGGCAAUGUUUGCUUGGCUAGUGUUGUUGUCACCCAAACUCUGGACUGGAAACUUCAUGCUUUUGAUGUUCUAUCAGAGUUUGAUGGGAGCAAUGAGACAUCCUCACAGAUGCUGCAAUAUGCAUGGCUUGUUGCAACUCAAUACAAAUCAAUGGAGCUGGCAAAAUCUGACUGGGCUGUAAUUAAGAAGUCUCCUCCGUGGGCCAUUGAUUCUUGGGGCAUGGGCUGUCUUAUUUAUGAGCUAUUCUCUGGUUUGAAGUUGAGCAAAACAGAAGAGUUACGUAACACUGCCUCCAUUCCCAAGUCUCUGCUUCCAGAUUACCAGCGGCUACUGAGUUCCACACCUUCUCGUAGAUUGAAUACUUCAAAGCUUAUAGAAAACAGUGAGUAUUUUCAAAAUAAGUUGGUAGACACAAUACAUUUCAUGGAAAUUCUCAGUUUGAAAGAUAGUGUUGAGAAGGACACCUUCUUCCGCAAGCUUCCAAAUUUAGCAGAGCAGCUUCCUCGUCAGAUUGUGUUAAAGAAGUUACUUCCUUUAUUAGCUUCUGCCCUUGAAUUUGGUUCAGCUGCUGCCCCUGCGCUGACUGCAUUGUUGAAAAUGGGUUCGUGGCUUUCAGCUGAGGAGUUUCGUGUCAAGAUUCUUCCAACAAUAAUUAAACUCUUUGCCUCCAACGAUCGAGCUGUCCGUGUUAGCCUUCUCCAACAUAUUGAUCAAUUCGGAGAGUCAUUAUCAGCUCAAGCUGUUGAUGAGCAGGUUUACCCUCACGUUGCUACUGGUUUCUCUGAUACAUCUGCUUUUUUGAGGGAACUUACUCUCAAGUCCAUGUUAGUUCUGGCUCCGAAACUGUCUCAAAGGACCUUGUCUGGGUCAUUAUUAAAGCAUCUGUCGAAGUUACAGGUUGAUGAAGAGGCAGCGAUACGAACAAAUACUACUAUCUUGUUAGGAAAUAUUGCAAGUCACUUAAAUGAAGGGACAAGAAAAAGAGUGUUGAUUAAUGCAUUUACUGUCCGUGCUUUACGUGAUACCUUUCCACCUGCUAGAGGAGCAGGCAUUAUGGCUUUAUGUGCCACCAGUUCUAACUAUGACAUCAAUGAAAUUGCCACUCGGAUUCUUCCUAAUGUUGUUGUCCUCACAAUUGAUCCUGACAGUGAUGUUCGAUCUAAGGCAUUUCAAGCUAUUGAUCAAUUUUUGCAGAUUGCAAAGCAACAUUAUGAAAAGACAAACACAUCAGAGGCUACUGGGGAUGCAGGCACGGGAAGCUCAUCAAUUCCAGGAAAUGCAAGUUUACUUGGAUGGGCUAUGAGCUCCUUGACCCUGAAGGGCAAACCUUCUGAUCACGCACCAGUUGCUUCUGUGAGUUCGAGUGCCGUUACAUCAACAUCUUCUAAUGCCAGCUUAGUUGUAGAUACUCCUUCACCAGCACCCAUCCGUGUAAAUUCCACACCAGAUUUCACUGAGCACCAUGCCCCUACAUCUCCUACAUCAACGGAUGGCUGGGGGGAACUAGAAAAUGGAAUCGACGAGGAACCUGAAAAUGACAAGGAUGGGUGGGAUGAUCUUGAACCACUCGAAGAUACAAAGCCAGCUCCAGCUCUUAUCAACAUUCAAGCAGCUCAAAGGCGACCAGUUUCUCAACCAGUUUCACAUACAAAAGCUUCAAGUAUACGACCCAAAAGUACACCAAAGUUGAGCAAGGAUGAAGAUGAUGAUUUGUGGGGUGCCAUAGCAGCUCCUGCUCCAAAAACAUCAAAACCUUUAAAUUUGAAAUCAGCUGCAACUGAUGAUGAUGAUCCCUGGGCGGCCAUUGCAGCUCCUGCGCCCACUACAAGGGCCAAGCCUUUAUCAUCUGGCAGAGGUCGGGGAGCCAAACCUGCUGCUCCAAAAUUAGGUGCUCAGAGGAUAAACAGGACAUCAUCGUCCGGGAUGUAA
Molecule: messenger RNA, 2385 nt
Organism: Vicia faba (fava bean)
Lineage: Eukaryota; Viridiplantae; Streptophyta; Magnoliopsida; Fabales; Fabaceae
Source: the annotation of a GenBank genome assembly